Messenger RNA from Stomoxys calcitrans (stable fly), 1068 nucleotides. RefSeq names its product glycine, alanine and asparagine-rich protein-like. Lineage: Eukaryota; Metazoa; Arthropoda; Insecta; Diptera; Muscidae. The record is from RefSeq and is a predicted model, not a curated record. Bases 1 to 1068 code for a protein of 355 amino acids. The transcript has a single exon.
AUGCGCAACUUCAUUGUACUUUGCCUGGUGGCAGUGGCCUGUGCGGAUCACUUGGGACAAGACUAUCAUCCCGUGGAUCGUUCGUAUAUACCUCCUGGAGAGAGCUCAUCGGCUGUGGGAGCAGCUGGCAGCAGUGUACAGGCUGCUUUUGAUGUUGGUAGCUCCGAUGGCUCAUUCGAUGUAGGCGGUUCUGGAGCAUCGUCCGUUGGUGUCUCUGGCUCAGAUGAUGCCGGCAUUGCGGUCUCAAGCUCUGGUAGUGGAUUUGAUGAUGGUUCUGCUGAUAUACCAAUCGCCGCCACACGUUCUGGAGCAGAUUUUGCAGCUUCCCAAGGCACUUUUGAUGCUGCUUCCAAUGAGGCGCCUGUAUCGAGCGGUGGUUUCGAAAAGGAAUUCUACACUUUUAGCGCUGACGAACAAGAUUUCACUGACCCCUCGGCCUCUGAACAAAUCGCCAAUUCCGUAAAGCAAGGACUCCGUGUUGUCUUCAUUAAGGGACCCGAAAAUCGUGCUUUGGAAGAUGCUGCCCUCUCUUUGGCUAAAUCCAGUGCCAACCAAAAGACUGCCAUCUAUGUGCUCAACAAGCAAACUGAUAUCGCCGAAUUGGCCAACAAAUUGAAUAUUGAAUCCAGAAAUGCCAACAACAAGCCUGAGGUACACUUUGUCAAAUACCGUACCCAGGAAGAUGCUGUCAGCGCCCAACGUACCAUUCAAGCCGAGUAUGAUGCUUUGGGUGGAAAUUCUCAAAAUAUUGAUGGCGGUGUGGCACCUGCGCUCAACUUUGCUUCGACUUCCCCAAUUGGAGGUGCUUCUGUUCGCCAAGGUGCUGGAAUUGGUGGGGGAGCGUCGGGAUCUUUUGGUGGAUUUGGUGGUGGUGCUUCUUAUGGCGGUGUUGGUGGUGGUGCUUCUUAUGGUGGUGUUGGUGGUGCAGGCUCCUUUGGUGGUGCCGUGGGUGCUGGUUCAUUUGGUGGCGCCUUGGUUGCCGGUUCACAUGGUAGCGCUGGUGCUGCUGGUGGAAACCUUGGCUCAACUUACCUUCCAGCUUCAGUUCUCCGACGUCUUCGUCACUAA